AUGUCCUCUCCAGAUGAUGCUUUCCAAGACCUCGCCCGCAUCUUCGCUACCAGGAACAGUCGCAUUCUCGAGAUCGAGAUCCUUCCUCCGGCUCUAGGCCCUUUGCUACAAGAUGAUUGCUCAAUAGGUAUCAGCAAGAAAUACUUGGUGCAGGCUUUUGUGACGGCUCGAAGUAUCUUUUUCCAGGACACCAUCUGUAAAUUGGACCGUGGCUCUUCCACGGCAUCGAGAGAUGGAGACGCGACAACCACGGAGAGGAAGUCCGACGACCUCUCCAUCUGCUCCGAAAUUAUCCUUCUCUUCGACUGUGAACAUCUCACCGCGUGCAACUGGCGAAAGAAGCGCCUAGCCAGCCUUGUACAGCAGCAUGAGCUCGACCCCGACAACAAUGAUGCCCGGGAGACGCUGCUUCUAGCACUGGAUGCGGAGAUGUCGCUGCUGACAUCUUUCCUCUGCUCGCCACUGCACAGACACACCAAAUCACCGACGCUAUGGCAGCAUCGGUUAUGGGUCCUGGAUAAGAUGAUACAUUUACGCAGUAAGGGCUGGCUAGAUGGGAACCCGCAAAGAGUGGAGUUGACCGAUCCACGACCUCUCUGCGCUACUACUCUACAGAGUCUCCUUGAAGAUGAACUUGCUAUUGUGCUCCGCGCAGGGGAGUUACAUCCCAAGAACUACUAUGCGUUUAGUCAUAUGAGACAACUCCACGGUGUGUUGUCGGGGUAUAUGAAGGACUCUUCGAGUUCUUUCCGGCUGCUGGCUGAACCCAUCGUCAAAACAAUGUUGGGUUGGUGUCAGGCACAACCGACGGAUAUCUCUGGAUGGAUGUUUACUCUUUACGUUUUGGAAGCGGUCGAGGACCGGGGCGCCCAAGAAAGCGCGGUCAACCGGGUAUUUCGCUUUGCUGUGGACAUCGGCUGGGAGGGAGAGUCUCUGUGGACAUUUGUGGAUUUGGCUGUGAAGUCGUUCAAUCUUACAGGACCAACUAGCGGUUUUCGACCCUCUGGCCUGGGGAGCACUGCUACUGACAAAAUGGAACGAGGGCACGGCACGCCCGGACCGAAGAACUCCUGGAGGGCAUGGCUAACCGUUGCACAAGAAUACCGGGCCAGCCAAAGGUGA
Molecule: messenger RNA, 1122 nt
Organism: Aspergillus affinis
Lineage: Eukaryota; Fungi; Ascomycota; Eurotiomycetes; Eurotiales; Aspergillaceae
Exons: 1
Coding region: 1-1122 (373 amino acids)
Biological process (GO): protein prenylation
Cellular component (GO): cytoplasm
Molecular function (GO): protein prenyltransferase activity
Source: RefSeq, a predicted model, not a curated record